AUGGCCCGCGCCGCCACCGCCACCGCCUCCUGCGCUCCCCGGCUCCUCCGGGCCGCGCUGCUGCUCCUGCUCCUGGUCGCCGCCACCCGGCGCGCGGCAGGGGCGCCCGUGGUCAGUGAACUGCGCUGCCAGUGCUUGCAGACCGUGCAGGGGAUUCACUUCAAGAACAUCCAGAGCGUGAAGGUGACGCCGGCGGGCUCCCACUGCGCCCAAACCGAAGUCAUAGCCACUCUCAAGAAUGGACAGGAAGUUUGUCUCAACCCUGAAGCCCCCAUGGUUAAGAAAAUGAUCGAAAAGAUGCUAAACAAGGGCAGCUCCGACUGA
Molecule: messenger RNA, 324 nt
Organism: Equus caballus (horse)
Lineage: Eukaryota; Metazoa; Chordata; Mammalia; Perissodactyla; Equidae
Gene: CXCL2
Product: chemokine (C-X-C motif) ligand 2
Biological process (GO): immune response; defense response; chemotaxis
Cellular component (GO): extracellular region
Molecular function (GO): chemokine activity
Source: RefSeq, marked provisional